GCUCUAGAGCCAACAUCGUUUCAGAGUCCCAUCUGAACUCCGUAGCGUGAUAGCAGAGGGCGGCAGCAGCAGCAAAUCCCUGCUCCUUCCUCCUCCCCGGCCCCAAAACCGCACAAACCCCUGCUCCUCCUCCCGCCGCCGCCGCCGCCGGGGCACGCCGGGAUGCAGAAGCCAGUGGCCUCCGUCGUCUCCCUAUGUCCGCAGCUAUGGCACCGCCACUUCCGUCGCGCUCCCCUCCUCCCCCGCGCCCGCGGCCUCCCCUCCUCCUCUCCUAUCCUCACACGCCGCCGCUCCGUACUCCCCCGUUCCACUUCCACUCACCUCGCCGCGGUGUCAACCGCUGCCGCCGCCGCCGCCGCCCCAUCAGCCACACCGUACCCAGUGUACGAUCGGCUUCUGCCGUGCCCCUUGCAGGACGACCCUCCGAGAAUCGAGCACCUCGUGGCUCGGGAGGACGAGGUGGCAGCCGAUUUCAUCGCCAGGUCGCUCGGCCUGCCUCCUCUGUAUGCUGCAGACCUCAUCGAGUUCGGUGCUGUGUACUACGCGCUCGUCGCCCCGCAGCCGCCUCCCUACGCUUCUCCGGAGCAUUUUAGGCUCUUUCGGGAAGUCACCGAGCCUUCCGUCCUGCGCCGGAGGGCGUCCAUCAAGGGGAAGACGGUGAGGGAGGCUCAGAAGACGUUCCGGGUGACGGACCCCAACCAGCGCCUCGAGGCCGGCACCUACCUGCGGGUUCAUGUGCAUCCUAAACGGUUUCCAAGGUGCUAUCAAAUUGACUGGAAAUCCAGGGUAAUAGCAGUCGCUGAUGAAUACGUUGUUCUUGAUAAACCUGCCGCAACAUCAGUGGGCGGAGCAACUGAUAACAUUGAGGAAUCCUGUGCAGUCUUUACUUCGCGUGCAUUAGGAUUGGAAACGCCAUUGCUGACGACUCACCAGAUUGACAACUGCUCUGAAGGCUGUGUGGUACUAUCUAAAACGAAAGAGUUCUGCUCUGUUUUCCAUGGACUGAUAAGGGAGAAACAGGUUAAAAAACUCUAUCUUGCACUUACUACAGCACCUGUGUCAACAGGAACGAUUACCCAUUAUAUGCGCCCAGUUAAUCGCGCUCCUAGAUUAGUUUCUGAAGACUGUAUUGAAAGAUGGCAUCUCUGUCAAAUGGAGGUACUCGAUUGUAGCAAGGUACCAUGGCCAAGCUCUUCGAUCAGGAAAGCUUACAAUGUAAAUGGUUGUGGGUGGCCACAGCAAGAAGCUGCUUACGAAUGUAAAAUCAAUCUCUUGACAGGGAAAACUCACCAGAUAAGGGCACAGCUUGCUGCUAUAGGCGCUCCUAUUAUAGGGGAUUCUGCAUACAUGACUGCAGCAAUGGCAGCGAUGGCCAACCCAAGCAUAAACCCAUUCGGUAGAGAGAGGCUGAGUUACAACAGUGAAGAGGAGAAAGAAGCCGCCGUCGAAGCAUGGAUUGCCUCCCACGGGAAGGAACCAAAAUCCGUAAUUGGGCUGCAAGCGUCAGAGAUCUCUUGGGAUCACGAGGGCAAGCACCAUUCUUACAAGGCUGGAGUUCCGUGGUGGUGGCAGGAUCCUGACUCCUGAGUGCGAUGGUGGAUUGGAUGGGGGAGUUCCAUAUGAACCCCUGGAAUCUCGCCUUUUUAGAGGACAGAUGUUUUUCUACAUUGUUCCGAGUGCUGAGCGACCACUGUCCAACACGAACAUUGGUUUGGUUUGGUUGCUGCGCAGAAAUUGUUGGGUCACCGAAAACUGAAUUUGGGCUUGGGAGAUGAAACUAAGCCCGAGUCUGAGCUCUCGACCAGGCCAACACGAACACCACACCAGAGCUCCUUCAACUGGGAAAAGCAGAUCCAGGCCAACACGAACAUUGCUUUGCUGUUCAUUCUAGGGCAUGCAACGUCAUUCGUUCUAUGACUGUAGCUGUAUGGUUGUGUGCAAGGCCUAGCUUCUAUUUGGGACAGCUCUCAAUAAUAUUCCCUGGAGAUUGAGUUGGGGUGAGACCGUCUCUCAUAAAGUCAGUGACCGAAACAUCAAAUUUUUUAAAGGCAAGCAUCUUAAAAUCGAU
Molecule: messenger RNA, 2068 nt
Organism: Zea mays
Lineage: Eukaryota; Viridiplantae; Streptophyta; Magnoliopsida; Poales; Poaceae
Product: RNA pseudouridine synthase 6, chloroplastic
Exons: 9
Coding region: 163-1587 (474 amino acids)
Biological process (GO): enzyme-directed rRNA pseudouridine synthesis
Molecular function (GO): pseudouridine synthase activity; RNA binding
Source: RefSeq, a predicted model, not a curated record